AAACCUUGUCAGUGAUUUCUUCUGUUGUUGAUCCUGCUGGCUGCCGAAGAACUAACAGGCCUGGAAGAAGAGAAGCCCCCCCAACAAGAAAAGGAGGUAACCAUGGUACAAAGAGUUGCCAUUAUCGGAGCGGGGGUGAGCGGCUUGGCCUCCAUCAAAGCCUGCCUCGAAGAAGGACUGGAGCCCAUCUGCUUUGAGAGAAGCAACGAUAUCGGCGGACUCUGGCAGUACUCAGACUCCGUCGUGGAUGGCAGAGCCAGCAUUUACCGCUCCGUGUUCACCAACUCGUGCAAAGAAAUGAGUUGCUUCCCAGAUUUCCCUAUCCCAGAGGAUUUCCCAAACUACCUGCAUAACAGCAAGCUUCAAGAGUAUAUCCAAAUGUUUGCCAAACACUUCAAUCUUGUGAAAUACAUCAAGUUUAAGACUCUUGUGAUCCAUGUGAAAAAGCGGCCGGAUUUUCCAGUCACUGGCCAAUGGGACAUUGAAACGGAAACGGAAGGCAAGGUGGAAUCGGGUGUGUUUGAUGCUGUCAUGGUUUGCUCCGGUCAUCAUGUGUAUCCAAAUAUUCCAACUGAUGACUUUGCUGGGAUAGAGAAGUUUAAGGGCAGAUACUUCCACAACCGAGAAUACAAAGGACCUGAAAAGUUCAGAGGGAAGAAGGUGCUGGUGAUUGGCCUUGGGAAUUCUGGCUGUGACAUUGCCGUGGAACUCAGUAAUGUGGCCUCUCAGGUUUAUCUCAGCACUCGGAAUGGAUCCUGGGUGAUGGGUCGUGUGUGGGAGAAUGGCUACCCUUGGGACAUGUUGGUCCUCACUCGCUUUGACACGUUCCUCCAGAACCUUCUCCCGACAGCCAUCACCGACUGGUUGUAUGUGAAGCGAAUGAACAAAUGGUUUGAUCAUGAGACCUACAGCCUUGCGCCGCUAAACAGAACUCUGCGCAAGGAACCCGUGUUCAACGAUGAGCUGCCGAGCCGCAUCGCAUGUGGAACCGUCGUGAUCAAGCCUGGGGUGAAAGAGUUUACGGAAACCUCUGCUGUCUUCCGGGACGGGACUGUGCAAGAAGGCCUUGAUUAUGUCAUCUUUGCGACGGGCUACAGUUUUGCCUACCCGUUCAUGGACGACGAGUUGAUCCUCAAGUGCAGGGACAACACGGUCACCUUGUACAAAAGCAUCCUCCCCCCUCGGCUGGAGAAACCAACCAUGGGAGUGAUAGGCUUAGUUCAGUCUCUUGGAGCAACUAUCCCAACGGCGGACCUCCAGAGUCGCUGGUUCAUACGAGUCUUCAAGGGGUUAUUAAAGUUGCCUUCUGAAAGUAGCAUGAUGGAUGACAUCGAUGAGAAGAUGGGGACGAAGCUCAAAUGGUACGGCCAGAGUGACACCCUGCAAACAGACUACAUCACAUACAUGGACGAACUCGCCUCUCCAAUCGGCAUAAAGCCCAACGUUCCGCUCCUCUUCCUGACGGACCCCAAAUUGGCCGUGCAAGUUUAUUUUGGCCCCUGCACCCCAUACCAGUUUCGCCUGACGGGGCCCGGGAAGUGGGACGGAGCCAGAAACGCCAUCCUGACACAAUGGGACCGAACACUGAGGGCAACAAAGACCAGAGUUGUACCCAGUUCUCAGAACUGUUUCCCAUUCUUUGCUUUGCUGAAAAUAUUGGCCCUCCCGCUUCUCCUUGCUGCUAUCUUUGUAGUGUUUAACUGAUUGCUCCGUGGGCUGGAAAAGACGUGACAGCGUCAGUGUAAACACUGGCUUCCUCCAACUGUGCAGAAAGAAAGGGGUGAUGGGAAAUGGACCCACAGGUGAAUGGGGCAGAACCAUUGACCCACCUGUUCUUUAUUUGGUCCCCAAGGCACUCCCCCGCCCCCCAGCUAUCCUCCCAGUUUCAAGAGUUAUUGGAAGCGGGAGAGAAAGCCCCAGGAAACUAAACCCCAAAUUGGCAGGACAUGCAUGAAUCCUAUGAUGCUUAUCUCUGUGUUACUUUGCCUUUAAAAAUCCCAAAUCUUCCAUCUUUUGCUUUCUACAUAAAUGGAGCAGUCCCAUAUUUAACUGAACUUCCUCUGUCAGGUCUAGCUUGGCUCAAAAGGAAAACAGCGAAUGGAAGAUAACAAAGAGGAAGAAAUUGUGUAUUUUUUACAAGAGCUAUGGAGCGUAUCCUGUGGCAGGCAGGAUUGGUGCUUUGAACUCAAAAACAGCAGAUGGAAGGCAAACACAAGGAGGAGGCAGGGUUAGGUCUUGGUUCUUACAGAUAUCGCUUCAGACUAGGGUGCCCCACACAGGACCAAAUGCUUUCCCAUCCCCAAAAACAUUAUUGGACAUAGAAAAUGGCAUGUCUGGAGCUCUAGGCCAACCUUGAGAGAGUCGUACUAGGCUUGGUCAAUACCCUAGAAAUUUGCUAAAAUUCAGAUUUGGAUUUAUUUGGGCAUAAAAUUAUCUGUAUGC
This is a messenger RNA of Sphaerodactylus townsendi, 2442 nucleotides long. RefSeq names its product dimethylaniline monooxygenase [N-oxide-forming] 3-like. Gene Ontology annotation, molecular function: NADP binding; N,N-dimethylaniline monooxygenase activity; flavin adenine dinucleotide binding. The transcript has 9 exons. The coding region runs from base 103 to 1704 and encodes 533 amino acids. The record is from RefSeq and is a predicted model, not a curated record. NCBI's taxonomy places the organism in Eukaryota, Metazoa, Chordata, Lepidosauria, Squamata, Sphaerodactylidae.